CGUAAACCUAUGACAACGUUUGAAUAUGGCUCCGUAAACAGACUGACACAGUAAAAGUUCCGAACAACUUUUCCGCGAGCGAAAUGUUACAAACUUCAGAGGAACCACAGUUGACCACCAAACAGAAGGCUGUUAAAUACUUUAGAGACAACGAAGUCCCAGGGAAAAUAGAAACUGCUCUAAAAAAAAAUAAAAAAACACGACGUUUCGAGAAGAUCCAGAUGACGUUUAUGGCUACUUGGCAAGGUACUUUGGCCAAUUCUCCAAACCUUCCAUUGUCACUCGGGUAACAGCUAGUAAAGCUUGGGACAAGACGGACAUCCCAUGUCUCAAAUGCAAAUACACUGUCAGGUCAAAGGCAUUGAACAGGCAUGUGGCGUCAGCACGAUGCCGUGUUUGGAUGGGGAAGCCGCAUUCACUGAGGCGGCGACGUGCAUUAACGACUUCAUCUCACGCAGCAUCGUUGGGCUCAAUGCUGGCGAUCAGACAUGCGUCGAUCUACACAUCAGAACUGCUCAUGAGGAAUUCCUGGCAGAGCAAGUGCGACUCAAAGAUCUAGCGUUGAAAGCCAGCGAGUGUUCAACUGAUGCAGAUGUGGUUCAAACAAAGUCAUCCAAGAGCAAGACCAAGGCAUCUAAAUCUCCUAAGCAUUCUGCAAAGAGUAAAGUUGGGGAAAGACCAGUAGAGGCACCUGCUAGCCUGCAUGCCAUGCUACUCGCAUCUCAGGCGGUUGCCGCGGCUGCAGCAGCAGCAGCCAACGUCCCACUAUGCACCCAUCUACGGCAUCUCUCCAGCAUGCAGGACACGUGUGGGUACUAUAGACCGGCUCCCGUGGUCAGUGUGCUGAGUGGAGGCGGCAAGGGAAAGCUGAGCCUCCUCCGUGACGUCAUGGUGAUUCCUUCCUCAUCCUUCACGCUCCAACAGGCAGUGGACGUACUCAUGAAGUUAACCCUGUAUCUUGAAGCUACUUUUGGAUCUAAGUCAGGAGCAGUGAAGAAUCGCUGGGGCGUUCUCAUGCCGUCGUUUGACCGGAUAGAGCAAGCCCUGGACCCGCUACUGGAAGCGUUCUCUCAGCUACAGCUGGAGGCCGGCACUGACAUCUUCCUGGGAGUUGCUCUCAACGUUGACUCCGCCUACGAUCAGGAUAAGGGCAAGUACGAUGUCGCAGCCGGAAUGCAGAAGUCAUGUGAAGACAUGCUAGCUUACUACACAGACCUGAGAAACAAGUAUCCCUCUAUCCGUCUACUUGUCAACCCGCUGGCAGCGCAGGUAACAGCUCGAUUGAAGCAACCCUUAUACAAGGUGAUUGACGCGCGGUGA
Priapulus caudatus is the source of this 1320-nucleotide messenger RNA. RefSeq names its product enolase-like protein ENO4. The coding region runs from base 325 to 1320 and encodes 331 amino acids. The record is from RefSeq and is a predicted model, not a curated record. The transcript is spliced from 11 exons. Gene Ontology annotation, biological process: glycolytic process. Gene Ontology annotation, molecular function: magnesium ion binding; phosphopyruvate hydratase activity. Gene Ontology annotation, cellular component: phosphopyruvate hydratase complex. Lineage: Eukaryota; Metazoa; Priapulida; Priapulimorpha; Priapulimorphida; Priapulidae.